Molecule: messenger RNA, 4157 nt
Organism: Anoplopoma fimbria (sablefish)
Lineage: Eukaryota; Metazoa; Chordata; Actinopteri; Perciformes; Anoplopomatidae
Product: SNF-related serine/threonine-protein kinase-like
Exons: 8
Coding region: 388-2793 (801 amino acids)
Biological process (GO): protein phosphorylation; microtubule cytoskeleton organization; intracellular signal transduction
Cellular component (GO): cytoplasm
Molecular function (GO): tau-protein kinase activity; ATP binding; protein serine/threonine kinase activity
Source: RefSeq, a predicted model, not a curated record
GGAGGAGAGGCUGAGUUGACAGUGUGACAGACUCUCUCAGGGACUCAUUGGACUAAUCUCCGGGCCGGUUCUCUGUCAGUCGGUACUGACUGUCUACACACUGACCACCGCACCGCACCGCACCGCACCGCACCGCACCGCACCGCACCGCCCCGCACCGCACCGCACCGCAGCUCUUCAGAUGAUCAGGAGAAGAUAGGAUUGAAUUGAGCACCAACAGCGCAGUAGGACUAAGCUCUGUGAAUAUUUGCAGUUACCGUCCAGCAGUGGAGUCAAUACCCUGAAUCUACCUCGAGAGACCUCGCCUAACUACCCAGGAGGAGAUGGAGAACUGACCAGAGACCAGCAGGCAACAAAAGGAAGCUCCUCCCCCUUCCACCUGCAGCCAUGGCGGGGCUAAAACGCCAUCAUGAUGGAAAAAUCGCUGGGUUGUAUGACCUCGACAAGACACUGGGACGAGGACACUUUGCUGUGGUUAAACUGGCCCGACAUGUAUUCACUGGGGAAAAGGUGGCAGUGAAGGUGAUCGAUAAGACCAAGCUGGACCCGGUGGCGCGGGGGCACCUUUUCCAGGAGGUGCGAUGCAUGAAGAUGGUGCAGCACCCCAACGUGGUGCGCCUCUACGAGGUCAUCGACACGGCCACCAAGCUCUACCUCAUCCUGGAGCUGGGAGACGGAGGAGACAUGUACGACUGCAUCAUGAAGCAUGACGGAGGCCUCACUGAGGAGGUGGCCAAGUGUUACUUCGCCCAAAUCGUCCACGCCAUCUCCUACUGUCACCGGCUGCAUGUGGUGCACCGGGACCUGAAGCCGGAGAACGUGGUGUUCUUCGAGAAGCAGGGCGUCGUCAAGCUCACCGACUUCGGCUUCAGCAACCGGUUUCAGCCCGGGAAGACACUCAACACCUCCUGCGGCUCGCUGGCCUACUCUGCUCCUGAAAUACUGCUGGGGGACGAGUAUGACGCUCCGGCUGUGGAUAUCUGGAGUCUGGGGGUGAUCCUCUUCAUGCUGGUCUGUGGCCAGCCCCCCUUCCAGGAGACCAACGACAGCGAGACGCUCACCAUGAUCAUGGACUGCAAAUACACAGUGCCUGCGCAUAUCUCCAAUGCAUGCAAAGACCUCAUAGCCCGGAUGCUGAAGCGGGACCCCAAGAAACGAGCGACCCUAGAGGAGAUCGGGGCCCACGAAUGGCUUCAAGGCGUCGACCCCUCCCCGGCCACCAAGCUGUCCACCCCUCUGGUGUCCCAUCGCAGCCUGUCGGAGGAGGAGCACAGCUCCAUCAUCCAGCGCAUGGUGCUGGGGGGGAUCACAGACCGAGACACCAUAACUGAGGCUCUGGAGUCGAAUCAGUACAACCACAUCACGGCUACAUACUUCCUGCUGGCUGAGAGGAUGCUGAGGGAGAGGCAGGAGAAGGAGCAGCACAGCCAGACACGAUCACCGAGCCCCAGCAAGGCCCAGUUCAGGCAGUCCUGGCCCACCAGAGUGGACGUUCACCAGGAUGUCAGUGACGGCUUGGGGGGUCCGACUAUCUCCCACCCCGGGGGGCCGCAGUCACCCGCCCGCAGUGCUGAGAGCCUCCACAAAGGCCCCCGGCCCAAAACGGCUCUGCUGGACCUCAGCCAGCGGCAGGAGAUCCACAUGCAGGCGUCCAGCCAUCAGCAUCCUGCGCGACAGAACCAGGAGAGGGGGCUCAGGCCUCCGGUGAAGCCCCACUCCAACCCCCUCAGGCUGGGCUCUCUGACCUCAGUCGGCCCUUGCAAACCUCGUAGUCCCAGCCUUUUCAGCGUAGAGGAGGAUGAGGAAGAAGAAGGGGAUGAUAAAUGUCUACCGCCCUUUACACUACCUGCUCAGGUGGUGCUCCGCCACAAAGCCUCCUCCUCCUCAUCCAUGUCUUCCUCUGCUAGCCGUCUGACAUCCCGUAUGAGCGCUCCGGUUCUCAACCAGAUCCACGAGGAGGACAGAGAGGAGGAGGAGGAAGAGGAGGAGAGGAGGGAGCUGCACGGAUUCGGCCCUCCCAAACCCAGCCUCAGCCUCAAUCUGAACUCUAGAAUACCAUCACUUUCAACGCUCACAUCAUCGCCCCAAACGGGUGGUGUAACGGCACCGGUCGCCGCCUUCACCCCCAGCUCGGAGACCAGUGACGACGAGACAGAAAGCCACCACAAACCAGAUACGGCGACUCUAGGCGGACAAGGGGACGAGAGAGGAGGGAGGAACGAGGACAGAGACAGAAGGGGAUCAGGGCAGGGCAGUCCCUCCAACUGCGCCAGUCCUGGAUCAGGUUCGGGCCAAGGCAAGGGCACACCCAAAGCCUCCAGCGGCCUGGUGGAGAGCUUGAAGCUAAUGAGCUUGUGUUUGAGCUCUCAGUUCCACAACCUGACGGGAGGAGGAGGAGGAGGUGGAGGAGGUGUUGGCGGCGGCGGCGGCAGUGGGGGCGUUGUUGGCGGGGACACCCAGGACCGUCCCAUGUGGAGGAUGUGCAUGGGCGGCUCCACCGGUAGCCUGGAUAAGGUCUCGCUGCUCGGUGGGCCCUCGCCCAGGGGGAACCUGUACCACCACCAACCCCCGCUGGGUGGAGACGCGCUGGCAGACCCGCUGCUGGACGGGCCCUGCACGGGCACGCUGAGGCUGGGAGAGCUGGACCUGGCCCGGGAGAACCACAGGAACAUGAAGAACCGCGUGCUGCAGAUGCCCCUGAGCGACAAGACUCUGUCCGUCAACAUCCACCGGAGCCCCAAGGAGGGUCUGCUCUGUACGCCGACCCCGCACAGCUGCUGCCAGGUCAUCUAGAGCUGCACCUCCACGCUCAUCUGAACAUCCCUUAUCAUCUCGCUUUCCAUGACUUUUUUUUUUUUAAAGCCGUUUCCUAUUAUUUAACACUUUACGACGGUGGAUAGCUGGGAGGGAGUCCAAAUGCCUACUUUGCACAUUUUAGAGACGCAAAAAAAAAAUAAUAAGUGUCUCGGUGGAGGACACUGGGUGCCACGCCAAGUAUGUGAAGCACUUUCUGCAGAUUAAACAGGAACACUAAAGGGACAUUUUAAACCCACUGGUGUGUUUAAAGAGGAAACAUUAAGUAUGAAAAACUGACACAGGAGGUGCUAACAUCCCUGCUCUUACACACAUGUAUAUACUGUAUGUACACAUUUGGUGCACAUCCACACGCACACCUACAUCACUCUCUGAUAAGCUGGUAAAAAGGGAUACCUGAUGAGUUUAAGUGUCAUGUUACAUAGUGUAUUUUGUUGUACUUGAUGCUGUUUUUUUACCAUUAUUUUUAAUAAUUCCUUUUUUUCAGACAAUCAUUUUAUGCUGUUUUUUUUUAUUAUGACUGAAAGAGUUAAGUUAUGCCUGUGUGUGUGUGUUUUUUUUUUUCAUUCUAAUGAGGACAAAGAACAGGGUGAAAAUGAACUAAGCAGCACUAAAGUGUGAUGGUGGCAUCACAGUAUUUUGUAGUCUUAUCACUGUUUUAUUUUUCUAUCUCAAAACUUGCUCCGCAGACUCAGAAAGAAAAAGGCACACUCACUUGUCAAGUCUCUGCACAGUCACACCGCAGAGUUUGUACAUAUGUGAAUAACCUUCCUAGCAGUACUCUGUACUUGUAGUAUUGACGGUAAAGUUGUUUCGCAGUAGUAAACCUGAUUACUAGAUCCUUUACACACCAUUAAUCUCGUUUUGGUUGAACCCAGAGGUAGACGUGUGUUUGGUGGCAGGAAAUGAACACUGAAAUGAAACCAAAACUGAAUUAUUAUAAAAGCAACGGCAGCUCUUUAAGAUUCAAAGCGAAUGACUUCUGGGUUGGAACCGAAAACCGUGAACAUCCCGUAGCUUUCCAGGAUCACGGUAGCCACAGUUGUAGCAUAUUCCAAGACGAAAACAACAAAAAAAGGGGGUUUCAAUAGAACAUAACAACACCGCCCCUUCAAGUAUCGGUCCGUGUACCUGGAUGUGUGACCCACCCCUAGUGGAAUAUAUAUAACCUGAUCGGUGCAUGUGUUUUCUUGCUGUAGCAACAUUAUUCUUGCCCACUGAGGUCAAUCCACCCGCUGUAUCUACCCAAGUAACGGAUUCAAGUGGUCACUUUACCGUAGCCUCACAACAAAACCAGCGACUGCAAAAUGUACAACAAAAAUGGAUGUGCCAUAAAAAUCUGU